GAGAAAGAUCCACGAUUUAUGGACGGAUUAGCGAAAGAUUCAGCUGCAGGUACCGUUAUCGAUCACGAUAAGGCACAAACAUUGGAAGAAGUAGAAUCUAGUCGGACAAGACGGAUUUGGGUUAAACUAGUUUGGUUAUUAACUUUUUGGAUCCCUACUUUCAUGUUGAGUAAGGUAGGAAGGAUGAAAAGACCUGAUGUACAAAUGGCAUGGAGAGAAAAGGUGGCGUUGUGUAUCAUCAUCGGAUUAAUGUGUGGCAGUGUCUUGUUUGUCAUUUUGGGAUUGGGUAAAAUUCUUUGUCCAAACCUCGCAAAGGCGUGGAAUUUGACCGAAUUAGGUUAUCAUGCCCGAGAAGAUGAUUACUUUGUAGGGGUCAGAGGUGGGGUAUACGAUCUGACCAAAUUUUGGCGUGGUCAACAUUCUGAUAUACUUGCACAACAAGUCACCAAUUCUGAUAUGCUUUCACUGGCUGGUCAAGAUUUAUCUAAUUACUUUCCACCUCCUUUGAGGCUUGCAUGUCCAUCGAUUCAAUCAGAUCUAGUGACGCUUCAGUACUCAAAUUGGACAGCUGAGGUUCCUAAUGCGGUCCACACAUCGGGAGCUAAUCAAGUCGUGAAAACAUCAAAGCUUGCAAGUGAUCGAUGGUACCCUGAUAGAUUCUUACCAUUUAUGACUCCUUUCUAUAAAGGACCGAUUGUCUAUUCUAAGAAGACACUUGCGGGACUCAGCGAAAAUCGAUCGAUUGCCAUCUAUGAUGGUGGUGUCUAUGAUCUGACGGAUUAUUUGUAUACAUACGGCCUUCAAAACCAAAACGCGCAAUUUUUGUAUCUUGAUAAAUCCAUCACUGACUUGGUUCAACAACAGCCGGGUUCCGACAUCACUAAGGAGAUUGAUAAAUUAGCACUCAACGUGACAGAGAAAUCGGCCACACUUGCAUGUAUGAAAAACGUCUUUUACCUUGGUGAUACUGACUUUAGGGAAGGACCACGCUGUACGGUCGGGAAUUAUAUUCUCUUGGCAUUUACGAUUGUGAUUGCAUUAGCAGUAGUAGCCAAGUUUGUAGCCGCCUUACAAUUGGGAACCAAGAGAAUGCCAGAGCUCAGGGACAAGUUUGUGAUCUGCCAAGUACCUUGUUAUACAGAAGGAGAAGAAUCAUUGAAGAAGACGAUUGACUCGUUAGCCACUUUGAAGUAUGAUGAUAAACGAAAAUUGAUCUUUGUGAUUUGUGAUGGGAUGAUUAUUGGAUCUGGAAACGAUCGACCUACGCCACGAAUUGUAUUAGAUUUACUUGGAGUUGAUCCUUCCAUCGAUCCUGAUCCUCUGUUAUUCCAAUCUGUCUCUGAAGGUUCCAAGCAAUUGAAUUAUGGAAAGGUGUACUCAGGUUUGUAUGAAGUUGAUGGACACGUGGUACCAUAUGUGGUAGUUGCUAAAGUAGGCAAACCUUCGGAACGGUCUAAACCUGGCAAUCGUGGUAAACGUGAUAGUCAAAUUAUGUUGAUGAGGUUCUUAAAUCGAGUUCAUUUUGAUUCACCCAUGUGUCCAUUGGAACUUGAGAUUUGUCAUCAGAUUAAGAAUGUGAUUGGAGUUGAACCUCAACUAUAUGAGUUCUUGUUUACGAUUGAUGCUGAUACGGAAGUUUAUCCUGAUGCCUUGAACCGAUUGGUAUCUGCUGCAUCUGAUGAUGGAAGAAUUAUUGGAAUCUGUGGAGAGACUAAACUUUCAAAUGAGAAAGUUUCUUGGUGGACGAUGAUUCAAGUUUAUGAAUAUUAUAUUUCUCAUCAUCUUGCGAAAGCUUUCGAAUCUUUGUUCGGCAGUGUGACUUGUUUGCCGGGUUGUUUCACCCUUUAUCGCAUUCGUUCUGCUGAUAAAGGAAGGCCAUUGGUGGUUUCGAACUUGAUCAUUGAUGAAUAUGCUGAGAUUCAUGUUGAUACUUUACACAAGAAGAAUUUGUUCUCUCUUGGUGAAGAUCGAUUUUUCACUACGCUCUUGAUGAAACAUUUCCCGCACUACAAAACCAAAUUCGUCUCGGAUGCAACAGCCAUGACAGCCGCACCUGAAACUUGGGCCGUCUUGUUAUCACAACGACGAAGAUGGAUCAACUCGACCAUUCAUAAUUUGGGUGAACUGAUGUUUUUGAAGGACAUGUGCGGAUUUUGUUGUUUUUCGAUGAGAUUCUUCGUCUUCCUCGAUUUGGUUGGUACAAUCGUCCUACCGGCCACAACCGUCUACAUUGUUUACCUGAUUGUGAUAGUAUCUACCAAACAAGCUGCUGUUCCUAUCAUCUCUCUCAUCAUCAUCGGCGCAGUCUAUGGACUUCAAGCGGUGAUUUUUUUGCUCAAACGAGAGUGGGGUUUGAUCUUUUGGUUGAUAAUCUAUCUCUUGGCUUAUCCGAUCUAUUCAUUCUUCUUACCAAUCUACUCGUUUUGGAACUUUGAUGAUUUCUCUUGGGGUAAUACAAGAGUAGUGGUAGGAGAAGGAAAACAUAAGAAAGUCUUAGCAGAUCAAGAAGAUGUAGCGUUUGAUCCAUCAAUGAUCCCACUGAGAAAGUUUGGUGAUUAUCAAGCUGCGAUGUGGGAAGAAGAAUCA
Molecule: messenger RNA, 2586 nt
Organism: Melampsora larici-populina 98AG31
Lineage: Eukaryota; Fungi; Basidiomycota; Pucciniomycetes; Pucciniales; Melampsoraceae
Product: family 2 glycosyltransferase
Exons: 5
Cellular component (GO): cell septum; cell periphery
Molecular function (GO): chitin synthase activity
Source: RefSeq, a predicted model, not a curated record